AUGAAUGAGCGCACUCCCCUCAUAUCGACUGUUCGCGUAGAACGACGCCCAGGACGAUACCCUCACUCCACCUUCCGACGCUUCUGCACUGUCGCCUUAGCAAGCAGUCUCAUCGCAAUCCUUGUAUGCUUCCUCCUUCCUAUAGCGAUUCUCCCUCGAGGUCAUGAUUCUCCGUCGUCCUACCUCCCCUGGUCUCGACCGUACCCCAAAUCGUGGCCUCAGAGUACAGGUAUCACCUUCAAUGAGCUUCAAGACUUGUUGUUGAAUACCCCGGAUGAGAACAGCGUUCGUUCAUGGAGCGAGUACUAUACCGCAGGCCCACAUCUUGCAGGCAAGAACCUUAGUCAGGCGUUAUGGACACGCGAGAGGUGGGAAGAGUUCGGAGUCAAAUCAGAGAUUGUGGCCUACGAUGUCUACAUCAACUACCCGGUCUCACAUCGACUUGCCUUACUUCAUGGAGAUAAGGUGAAAUAUGAGUGCAGUCUGGAAGAAGAUGUCAUUGACGAAGACCCGACGACGUCCUUGAAAGAUCGUAUUCCAACAUUCCAUGGCUACUCUGCUAGCGGCAAUGUCACCGCACCCUUCGUCUAUGUCAACUUCGGCACCUAUCAAGAUUUUGAAGAUUUGCUGGCAGCGAAUAUCAGCCUGUCAGGCAAGAUCGCGUUGGCAAAGUAUGGCAAGGUCUUUCGGGGAUUGAAGGUCAAGCGGGCACAAGAGCUGGGCAUGAUUGGGGUGGCCAUCUACUCGGACCCGCAGGAGGAUGGCGAAAUGACAGAAGAGAAUGGAUACAAGCCAUACCCUGAAGGUCCGGCCAGAAAUCCAAGCAGUGUGCAAAGAGGCAGUACGCAAUGGAUCAGCACUCUCCCGGGAGACCCAACCACUCCCGGUUACCCUUCGAAGCCGGGAGUGCCUCGAGUUGACCCUAACGGCUCUAUCCCCAAGAUCCCGUCGCUCCCUAUAUCCUAUGCCGAUGCUCUUCCCCUCCUGAAAGCCUUGAAUGGACACGGCCCCAACGCUAGCUCAUUCGACGCACGCUGGCACGGUGGAGGUCUUGGUUACAAGGGCGUUGACUACAACGUUGGACCAUCACCAGAAUCUAUAGUUUUGAACUUGAUCAAUGAGCAAGAAUAUGUGACAACACCGUUGUGGAAUGUGAUCGGAGUCAUCAAUGGCACGGUCCCCGACGAGGUCAUUGUGCUUGGAAACCAUCGGGAUGCCUGGAUUGCAGGAGGUGCCGGGGACCCUAAUUCGGGCUCGGCAGCAUUGAAUGAAGUCAUCAGGUCGUUCGGAGAAGCUCUCAAAGCUGGGUGGAGACCGUUCCGUACCAUCGUGUUCGCAAGUUGGGACGGCGAAGAAUACGGCCUGGUCGGAUCCACCGAAUGGGUUGAAGAGUACCUCCCAUGGCUGUCUGCCAGCACUGUCGCAUACUUGAAUGUGGACGUAGGGAGCCGUGGAAAACAUUUUGACGCGGCAGCAUCACCACUGCUCAACAAGCUGAUCUACAAUGUAACAGGCACAAUUCCAUCACCGAAUCAGACCACCGAAGGGCAAACCGUUGGCGAUGUUUGGAAUGGCAAGAUCCGCACAAUGGGCUCGGGUAGCGACUUCACAGCGUUCCAAGACUUUGCAGGUAUACCAUCGCUGGAUCUUGGCUUUGGCAGUGGUCCGAAUGACCCUGUCUAUCAUUAUCACUCAAAUUACGAUAGCUUUCACUGGAUGGACACAUAUGGAGACAAAGAUUGGCAUUACCAUGUGACUGUGACGAAAAUAUGGGCACUUCUCGCUGCUCAGCUCAGUGAAACCGCGGUCUUGCCACUAAGUGCGAAGGACUACGCGAAGGGCCUGGAAAUGUAUCUCGACGAUGUCAAAGAAAGGUCCAAAGAGUAUCGCAGAUCAUCAACAUUCAGUUUCCACAAUCUGGACAAGGCUACAACGAAGCUGCGCAAGGCAGCGUCACACUUUGACGCCUACACAACGAACUUGAAAGCCAGACUUGGAGAAGAUGUGCCAUGGUGGAAGUGGUGGAAGAAAAUCAAGCUAUACUACGAGGUCAGGAAGGCGAAUGCGAAGUACAAAAUGCUGGAGCGCCAGUUUCUCUUCCCUGGCGGACUGGAUAAUCGAACGUGGUUCAAGCAUGUGGUAUUUGCACCCGGCCGAUGGACUGGAUAUGCAGGUGCGACGUAUCCUGGGCUUGUUGAGAGCUUUGAGGACGGCAAUAUGACGAAUGCUCAUCGAUGGAGCGACAUCAUUCAGGAGAGGUUGCAAGCAGCAACGAAGUUGUUGGAAUGA
Exophiala xenobiotica is the source of this 2289-nucleotide messenger RNA. RefSeq lists its product as uncharacterized. The coding region runs from base 1 to 2289 and encodes 762 amino acids. NCBI's taxonomy places the organism in Eukaryota, Fungi, Ascomycota, Eurotiomycetes, Chaetothyriales, Herpotrichiellaceae. The record is from RefSeq and is a predicted model, not a curated record. Gene Ontology annotation, molecular function: carboxypeptidase activity. The transcript has 2 exons.